Messenger RNA from Coprinopsis cinerea okayama7#130, 2307 nucleotides. RefSeq lists its product as hypothetical. The record is from RefSeq and is a predicted model, not a curated record. NCBI's taxonomy places the organism in Eukaryota, Fungi, Basidiomycota, Agaricomycetes, Agaricales, Psathyrellaceae. The coding region runs from base 151 to 2307 and encodes 718 amino acids. The transcript has 2 exons.
GAACCGCCUACAAUACUGAUCACAAGCCCAUCGAUCCCUAACGACUCGCCGACCUUAUCGACCGUCUGCGACGCAUCCAUUUGUGCGCGUCUCGUACACCGCUGCCGGUUCGACUCAUAUAUAUGAGCGACCACCGUCCAGUAGUGAGAGAUGAAGAUCUGGAAGGCAAUCACCUCUUGUUUGGCGCGGGUUCGUUCUCGCUCUCAAUGGAUGCUUCGCCCUUGUCGAGAGAUGCUUCGCCCUUGUCGAGACGGGCCUUUCGGCGUCACCACCUCUGUUCCUCAAUUGGAAAGCGAAGGCCAACUUAGUCCUUGUUACAGCGGCUCAGCCCGUCCGACUGAGGCCAACCGUGAUGCCCUUCGACCCAGCAUCAAGGGAAGAUUCCCCCUCGAUGACGUUCCCCAGUUGAACGAACGCGAUCAGGAGGGCAUUUGCGUUGUCUCAAAUUCACACAGAGCAUUAGAAAUAUCUCAAUCUGAUCUCACUUGCCCGCGACAUCCGAAAGAUACCAACAAUGAUAGCCCAGAAGUCGAUGACGAAAGACCCGACAGCAGCGAUCUUCUUGAUUCCCACUCGAGCUAUGGCAAUCCGAUUCGAACUUGGCUCAGCGAAGGACUCCUUCCGUAUCACUGCGAUGCUCCCGCCAUUGCUCUCUCCACCAACUCGAUUGCCUCUCCGUCCUCUAUGGGGGAGGGGUCUUCCAUCCAUACCAGCCCUCCUGCGCCAACAUAUCGACAAAUUUCAGCUGCUGAAACUUUCCAAGUUCACAAGGGGGCGGGUUUAAUCGUCACCAUCGACGAUUCCUACUGUUUAAUUCGUUUAAUGCAGCUCCUAGCGUCUAUCCCGGCCACACAAAACGCUCAUCAAAGUUCUUUCCCUUGUGUGGCAUUCAGUCAAGCCCCUUUGCCUCCGUUCCAGGGACAGUUUCUUGCACCCUUCAUUUACCCUUGUGACAGGAUUGAAGAAUGUCAUGAACAGUGGCUGGUGGUUGUUGAAUCAGUCCUGGGGAAGGCUCCUGUCGGGUGCGCGUUCUUGUUAGAAUUUGACCACCAAUCUCUAACCGUUUCGAAUAGACAUUCACUGGCGUAUCCCAUCAUCCCCAACACUUGCUACAUCAUCCACCUCCCCAGCUACCCUUCGAGCAAUCGCCCUGAAGAACGCUCAAUCGUCGUCCGUCUCGUGAAUAUCCUGGACCACACCAACUCUUUCACGCAUCUUGGAGUCGAGUACUUCGUUCUGGACGAUGAUGAGGACGUCACCAUCACCCUGAAGCCUAUCUUCGACGCUCAAGCCGGCGAUCAUGUCGCCUGGGAGAUUCAGGGUCAACGGUGGCUCGUCCUCGUCAUCGAUCCCAACCUGGCCUUUGGCUCGAGGGGCUCGCUGGCUCCGCGCCUCUCUUCCUGGACAUCUCAACACCGCUCGACUGGUGAUGACGACACCACCUUAUCCUCGCCCUCUGACUAUCAGUCGUUCGAGGUGGACAACGAAGCGACACGGGAUGUGGACGCAAGCGACGAUAUCGUGGUGUACCCUCGCCACCUCACAACCACCAGUGCACCGUACAGUGAUGGUCGCAUUGACCCUCCCCCUCCGCCCGGCCCUGACCAGAUCUCUUUGCCUUCAGUAUCGACUGACGUCGCUACCCAACCGUCAUCCCCUGCCCUAGCCGCCUCUUCUGAUCAUCAACCAAGGACCACCUGCGCGAACGCAUUGGGUCUCACCUUCCGGCCAGACCGAUCUCGCACACGCGGAGCACCUUCCUGGCUCGACUUUGACGAAGACACCCUCAAAUCCCUUCUCCGUUCAACCAGUGCGUCGACAUGUCCAUCAAAUGGGCGAGGAGCAAUGCUCGGUCCCAUGACGAUUCGAGGUUCGAGGCAAUACAAGAUCGAAUCAUUUGAUCUUGGGUCAGGAUGUGUUCCUGCCCUGUUCAGAGGAUACGGACCUGUUGGAAGUAGAGGUCUCCCAUUCUUCCAGUUGGGGAUGGGACUUAGCCAGUCGAGGACCAGCCGUGCGCUUUUCGGACUCCAACCCGCGCCUCAGCACGCCGCUCGGUAUCGUCGCUCUUGGGCGCGUUGGGAUGAUGAUGCUUGCGAUAAACUCGACUGGGAGCACCAUCUGGGUUAUCGUCUGAUGGAGGACAUAACAGAGUUGGCUGAGGGUGAUGAACCACCCGGUGCUGCUGAGGAACGAGGAGUUGAAUUCCCCUCGAUAACAACGCCCGUGGCUUCAAGCAUCUCCAAUCCCAAUCUUACCCCUUCGCCCCUUGCACUGUCCCUCUCGCUCAGCGGCCUUGACCUGGGGUAG